GGCAGCUGACGCGGUAUAAAAAACAAGCGCCCACAGAUAACGGAUUCACUCUGAGCGCCGUCACACACAGCCUGUGCGGGAUAUCAUUUGCCUGAAACCGAUUCCCUUAAAGCGAAAAGCCCCCCACCCAAAGUUCAGCCAUGGAAGAUGAAAUCGCCGCACUCGUUGUUGACAACGGAUCCGGUAUGUGCAAAGCCGGAUUCGCCGGAGACGACGCCCCACGUGCUGUCUUCCCCUCCAUCGUCGGUCGCCCCAGGCAUCAGGGAGUGAUGGUGGGUAUGGGCCAGAAAGACAGCUACGUUGGUGAUGAAGCCCAGAGCAAGAGAGGUAUCCUGACUCUGAAGUACCCCAUUGAGCACGGUAUUGUCACCAACUGGGAUGACAUGGAGAAGAUCUGGCAUCACACCUUCUACAAUGAGCUGAGAGUUGCCCCUGAGGAGCACCCAGUCCUGCUCACAGAAGCCCCUCUGAACCCUAAAGCCAACAGGGAGAAGAUGACCCAGAUCAUGUUUGAGACCUUCAACACCCCCGCCAUGUACGUUGCCAUCCAGGCUGUGCUGUCCCUGUAUGCCUCUGGUCGUACCACCGGUAUUGUCAUGGACUCCGGUGAUGGUGUGACCCACACAGUGCCCAUCUAUGAGGGCUACGCCCUGCCCCACGCCAUCCUGCGUCUGGACUUGGCCGGUCGCGACCUCACAGACUACCUCAUGAAGAUCCUGACAGAGCGUGGCUACUCCUUCACUACCACAGCUGAGAGGGAAAUCGUGCGUGACAUCAAGGAGAAGCUGUGCUACGUCGCCCUGGACUUCGAGCAGGAGAUGGGCACUGCUGCCUCCUCCUCCUCCCUGGAGAAGAGCUAUGAGCUGCCCGACGGUCAGGUCAUCACCAUUGGCAAUGAGAGGUUCCGUUGCCCAGAGGCCCUCUUCCAGCCUUCCUUCCUCGGUAUGGAGUCCUGCGGAAUCCACGAGACCACCUACAACAGCAUCAUGAAGUGCGACGUCGACAUCCGUAAGGAUCUGUACGCCAACACUGUGCUUUCUGGAGGUACCACCAUGUACCCCGGCAUUGCUGACAGGAUGCAGAAGGAGAUCACAGCCCUGGCCCCAUCCACCAUGAAGAUCAAGAUCAUUGCCCCACCAGAGCGUAAAUACUCUGUCUGGAUCGGAGGCUCCAUCCUGGCCUCUCUUUCCACCUUCCAGCAGAUGUGGAUCAGCAAGCAGGAGUACGAUGAGUCUGGCCCCUCCAUCGUCCACCGCAAAUGCUUCUAAACAGACUUUUCCUCCUCCCCCUCCCCAACCAAAUGCCCAACAACUUCAGCUCUGUGCAAAACAACCACACACCACACAUUUCUCAUACACACUCAGGCGCAGAGCCUAGAUGACCAACUCAUUGGCAUGGCUUCAGUUAUUUUUGGCGCUUGACUCAGGAUUUUAAAAACUGGAAGUGAAGGAUACAGUAAUUGAGAAUACAGUAACUGAAGGUAACAGUAAUUGAAGGAUACAGUAAUGUUUUGGCUAGGUUUAAAAAUGCACCCCAAGCUACUGCAGUUGCAUCUGGGGACUUAAAAAAAUGUACAUUUUGUGUUAUUUUUUUUUCUUUGAGUCAUUCCAAAUGUUUGUUAACUGCAUUGUUCAGACACAUGAUUCCAAAUGUUAACUGCAUUGUUCAGACACGUAUUCGCCUCUGUGAAGGCUGCCCAGUGGUUGGCGCAUACUUAAACAUGGUUGUAGUAUCGCUUGUAUGUAAAUUAUGUCUGGGUUUUUUGUACUUUCAGCCUUAAAAAUAUCUUGGUCCUGUUAAUUUUUUUGUUUUUGUUAUGCAAAACCCAAUCGUGACCUCUUCUUCCCCCUAUUGGAGGUUUCAUCCCCGGGGUGGUGGGGCAGGGGUCUCGAAGUGAUGGGAUAACAUGGGGUGCCAGACCGGUGGGGCCAACCUGUACACUGACUAAACAAUCCCAAUAAAAGUGCACAUGUGUUCCGACA
Molecule: messenger RNA, 1982 nt
Organism: Sphaeramia orbicularis (orbiculate cardinalfish)
Lineage: Eukaryota; Metazoa; Chordata; Actinopteri; Kurtiformes; Apogonidae
Gene: actb2
Product: actin, beta 2
Exons: 6
Coding region: 141-1268 (375 amino acids)
Source: RefSeq, a predicted model, not a curated record